AAACCGCUCACGGUGGACCAACGCCGAUCGGCGACCGUCGCCUCGCCUCGGCGCGGACAGUGAGACGCCGUCCGUUCCUACAGCGGGAUAUCUGCACGUCGCUGAGGACCUUUCGCCGACGAUUUUUCGCCGGGGGUCCAUGCCACGAAUCGAUCGACAGUGGGGCGCGCGAUCCUCUCACGUACAUGUUAGCUAUCGAUUUAUACGCGGCAUGUCCGCUUGAGGUCGGCUACUGCGAUCGCUACUGCGGAUGUUGCUCUUGAACUGUAAUUGUCGUACAGCGUAUGUAGAGUAUUUUUGGACCAAAGAUGACGGUAUAUAAUGAGAUUUUUUCAUCCUAUAGAUUUCACAUGGCACUGUAGAUAUCUUUUUUAAACGCCGUAAAUCAUAUAGAGGAGUCUUUUCGCUAGCUGAAAAACGAAGCCUAAACCAUGAAACUAAAAUAAAAAGACAGAACGAAACUACAAAAACGAACGGAAGAAGAAGACGUGAGCCGUGUGAUAUUCUGAGACGAAGAGGGUGCGUUGAGAGAGUGGACAGAGGUGGAGGGACCGUCACAAUGAUGGAGCUGAGUCACAGUCUCACCCUCAACGAGGAUGCGCUAAAUCAAAUCCCAGAGGCCAAGCGGCCCGUCUUCGUAUUCGAGUGGCUGCGUUUCCUGGACAAAGUCCUCGUCGCGGCGCAAAAGAACGAUAUCAAGGGAUGCCAACAAAAAUUAGUCGAACAGCUCACAAGGCACAUGCAAGGGGCUCCGGGACCACCGACCCGUCGUCUCAUAGCGCGCUGCCUUGCAACCCUCUUUAGUGUUGGCGACACAUUUCUGCUAUUUGACACAGUAAACAAGUGCAACGAUAUUCUCAAAAACAAGGACGACUCUCCGAGUUUCCUGCCCACAAAAUUAGCUGCAAUUUGCUGCGUCGGAUGUAUGUACGAAAAAUUGGGCCGCAUGAUGGGCCGAUCUUACGAAGACACUGUUCAAAUAUUGAUAAAAUCACUCCGCUCAGCGGAGUCGCAAACCCGGAUAGAAAUAAUGCACACUCUUGAGAAGGUGUGCGCUGGGAUGGGAUCUGCCAUUACAAACGUCCACAAGGAAAUUUACAAAGUGGCCCGACACUGCCUUACGGAUAGAGUCAUGGCAGUACGUUGCGCUGCUGCUAAGUGUCUUUUGGAAAUGUUGAAUCACGCACCUUUUCUGUGCACAACUGAAAUCGAAAGUGUUGCCACAUUGUGUUUCCGCGCAUUCGAAGGUUCAAAUUAUGAAGUGAGAUGUACCGUGGCAAAACUUUUGGGUGCAUUAGUUGCCACCACGCAACAAGCAGCCACGAAAGGAAACAAUCCGCCAGUUUUAGCUCCUCAAAGUAAAGGGUAUAAGCCAAUAUCAUUGGAUGAAGCACUGAACAUACUAAUGUCUGGAUUUCUACGCGGCGGUGCCGGCUUUUUAAAAGGCACAGGAGAAAUGAUAAAGGGAAGCUCGGGCGUAAAUCGUGAAGUGAGAGUUGGAGUUACACAUGCCUAUGUAGUAUUCGUGCAAAUUCUCGGAGGAGCUUGGCUUGAGCGUAACAUAAGCACCCUGGUUUCCCACGUCCUAGAUCUGGUCGCUAAUCCCAAAGCGGCCAGUUCACACGUGGAUGCAGUAUACUCGAGAAAAUGCAUAAACUUUAUCCUCCGAGGUACGAUAGGAAAGUUGUUAGGUGAGGGAGCUCAGGCUGCAGCGUGCAAAGAAAUCGCCCAUGUAAUUUUGAAGCAGAUGAACUCCAUCGACUUCAGCCCAGAAAACGCGAAAGACUGCAAUCAAGAAACGUUAUUCAGCCAACAUCUGUUAGUCUGUGCUUUACAAGAAAUGGGAAAUCUGAUUCUCGGACUAGGCACAACCGCUUGUAAUCUCAUAUCCGACCAAUCACUUAGCUUGAUUGAAACAACAAUAGCAGUUUUGGUGCACCCUUGUCAAGCGGCAAGACUAGCCGCUUCGUGGUGUCUGCGAUGCAUUUGCGUCGCUGUUCCAAGUCAGAUAACACCGUUGAUAGACCGUUGCGUGGAUGCAAUUGAAAAUAUGAGAAGUUCGCCGGAGGCAAUAGCAGGCUACAGUAGUGCCCUAGCCGCGGUUUUAGGAAGCGUAAGAUUAUCGCCCCUCGGAGUUCCCCAUACCAAGGGAAAGAUAAUAUUUAAUACAGCUGAAGAAUUAUUGAGAAGUGCUAGUCAAAACAGCCGGCUGUCGUUGAACAGAACUCACGCUGGUUGGCUAUUGAUCGGGGCUAUAAUGACUCUUGGCGUGGCGGUGGUGAGGGGAUUACUGCCGAGGAUGUUAUUACUCUGGAGGAAUUCUUUUCCACGUUCAAACAAAGAGCUUGAGAGUGAAAAAGCUCGCGGAGAUGCGUUCACCUGGCAGGUGACACUGGAAGGCCGAGCUGGGGCACUUUCUGCUAUGCACAGUUUCUUGCUACAUUGUUCAGAUCUUCUCAAUGAUGACAUCACUCGCAGGCUUCUCACACCUAUUGAGUCUGCCUUGGCAAUGCUUACAAACUUAUCCACAGUCCUCAAAAACUAUGGUCAACAAUUAAAAGCUCCCGCUGCCAUGGUCAGAUUACGCUUGUACGAAACGUUAUUACUGCUACCACCCCAAACUUUCGAAGGCUCAUACACACAUCUGUUAAGGAUGCUGGUAUCUGAAUUUACUUUAACUGAAAAUCCGGGGAAUACCACAACUUCGUUACUGCGCAUUGUGUGUCAUGCCGACGAUUCCGUUAUUCUUGGAACAUGGUUGCAGGAGACAGAUCAUCGCACUAUUGAAGACCAGAUGGAACCAAACCGACGGGCCGAUUCUGAACAUUUGCAACCUAAUAGUGCCGCCGGAUCAGGAGCACUGGAGCAUGAUUCAUGCUGUCUGUAUCGUCCUGUUCCAAACGGCGAAAUAGUACCGGGACCACUUCCUCUAGGUGUUGCUGUUAUCGAUAUGUCAGUCUCAUUAUUUGGACAAAUAUUUCCUCGCGUAGCGAACAAACACAGAUUGCAAAUGUUGGACCACUUCAGCGAAUGUAUUAAACAUGCUAAAAGUGCCAGACAAGAAGCGGUACAAAUGAAUGUCUUUACAGCCGUUCUUAGUGGAUUGAAGGGUCUUAAUGAGGCAAAAACUAGUUUCGGCCAAGAAGAUGUAAAAAAAUCUGCAACCAAUCUGAUUAUCAGCGCACUUGUCAGUAGCAAUUCAAUCCUGCGCUGCGCAGCUGGUGAGGCAGUCGGGCGAAUGGCACAAGUUGUUUCAGACUCCAAAUUCACCGCAGAGUUGGCACAGACCAGUUUCGAUCGACUCAAAUCGGCUCGUGAUGUGGCUAGUAGGACAGGUCAUUCGCUGGCACUUGGUUGCCUGCACAGAUAUGUCGGAGGAAUGGGUUCUAGUCAACAUUUGAACACAAGUGUCAGCAUUCUGCUUGCUCUCGCCCAAGACAAUACAUCUCCUGUUGUACAGGUUUGGGCAUUGCAUGCGCUAGCACUUAUUGCCGACUCUGGAGGCCCGAUGUUCCGAGGCUAUGUCGAACCGACGCUAUCAUUAGCAUUAACUCUCCUCCUCAACGUUCCACAUUCCUACAUUGACGUUCAUCAAUGUAUCGGCAAAGUUCUGUCUGCACUUAUUACCACCAUUGGACCAGAAUUGCAAGGCAAUACAUCGACCAUAUGUAUGGCACGGUCAUCCUUUUUAUGCGCUUGUGCAAUAAUGCAAGAUCAUCAGGACCCGCUUGUUCAAGCUGAAGCUACAGGGUGUUUACAACAAUUACAUCUAUUUGCGCCACGACAUGUUAAUUUGUCCUCAUUGGUUCCCACAUUGUGUCGCACUUUGUCAAGCAAUCAUCUUCUACUUCGCAAAGCGGCAAUAUCUUGUCUUCGUCAGCUUGCUCAACGGGAGGCGAAAGAAGUAUGUGAACAUGCGAUGACAUUAGCCAAUGAAAGCAGAGAUACGAACAUCGUCGAGGGUCUUGUUAUCACGGAGACAGGUCUUCCAGGAGUUUUAUUCAGCAUGCUAGAUACAGAAACGGACAGCCGACUAAUAAAAGAUAUCCACGAUACUCUUACCAGUAUGCUUCAAAUGCUUGCUGCUGACAACCUAUCACAGUGGUUAUCCCUUUGCAAAGAUGUUUUAACGGUAGCUUCAGAGUCGAGUACGACAACAGAAGAAGUCACUGCUGUUCUAACUGAAGAUAGUACAGCGGAUGAUGAAGGUGGUGAAGCAGAAGGUGAUGAUGAUCAGGCCGAAUUUCACGCAGAAGAGUCAACACGGCAACGUCCAGCUGUCUCACCACGUUGGCCGACCAGAGUUUUCGCUGCUCAGAGUGUACGACGGAUUAUCACUGCUUGUCUUGUCAACAAGCAGGCACACUUUGAUCUGGCCUUAGCUAAGGAAAUGCAGCUCACCAGAGGAAGAGGAGAUUUUCUAGUACUACACUUAUCAGAUUUAGUGCGUAUGGCGUUUAUGGCUGCGACCAGUGAUUGUGAUCCUUUGCGAUUAGAAGGUCUCAAGACCUUACAAGAAAUAAUUGAUAAAUUUGCCAAAGUUCCGGAACCAGAAUUUCCUGGACACUUACUUCUGGAACAAUUCCAAGCGCAGGUUGGUGCUGCCUUGAGACCAGCGUUUUCUACAGAAACGGCAUCUCACGUCACCGCUGCAGCUUGUGAAGCUUGUAGCGCAUGGAUUGGUAGUGGUGUUGCAAGGGAUCUCAAUGAUUUACGCCGAGUACAUCAACUGCUUGUAUCGUCGUUGGAAAAAUUAAGAGGCGGACAUUCUCAUCAACAAUUAUACAAUGAAAGCCUUUCUACGUUAGAAAAACUGGCCAUAUUAAAGGCUUGGGCUGAGGUGUACGUGGUGGCAAUGAUUAAUGAUGGUUCAGCACCUGGAAAUGUAGAGACCUCAUCAAGAAAUAAGGCUCAUACAACUGCCGCAAACGAGGAAGAAGGCUUUGGCGAAUUUGAGUUCCAGAAUGAAAGCUUACUCAGUUUAGUUCAGCCAGAGUUAUUAAGUCUGAGUCAACAUUGGUUAGCUGCCCUGCGCGAUCAUGCAUUACUCUCCCUACCACCUGAAUUUUCAAGUCAGCUUCCUCACGAUGGAGGAGCCUUUUACACAACUGAUACAAUGGAAUCAGCUCGUCCUUAUUACCUUGAGUCUUGGGCUCCAAUACUUCAUGCAGCAACACUGUGGCUGAAUGCUAGAGGCUUCGAAUCUCCAGAACCUGCCAAUGUCGAUACUAAUACGAAGAAUAAACUUGGCCGUAAUAAUAAUAAUGACUCUACCAAUACAGAAUCUAAUGUCGAACGAUUCCAUUUAUUGUUUGGUAUAUGCAUGGAAGCUUUGUGCAGUCCUCGAUCUUCGGAGUCUACCCAAAGUGUAGAGACAUGUCUGAGUGCUCUCUACACCUUACUUGAUUCUAUAUGGGCACGCAACGUACUUAUGGUUGAUCGGUCCCUUCCUAUUGAGCUUUGCAAUGUUCUUCACAGGUUGCUACUGACGCGAGAAAGCUAUACCAUUCAAAUGAUGGUAAUGGAAGUACUGAAACAAGUAAUGCGUGCUGCUCAAGAAGACCUUGCAGAUCGGAAAAAAUCGAAACUCAAGGAACUUGUCCCUGCAAAUCAAGAGUCUAAAGACACCACAGAGGUCGAUGAACUGGGGGAAGGGCAGGAAACUGGUGACCUUAUUCCAGGACAAUCUUUAGUUUUUGCUGUACUAGAAGUUUGCUUGUGCUUACUCGUACGACAAAUACCAGCGUUGAAUCCCAGUCCAGGUGGUGCGACAACGGUGUUGUCUCAUCGGGGAUAUACAGCAUCGGAGGAAUGUGGCAGGCUCAUUGCUGCCACUCUGAAUGUGAUGGAAGGUCUUCCAAGGCUUUGUUCUCCACAAGGUGCCAUUGCGAUUCUACCCACGUUGUUAUAUUUAACAACUGGGGUAAUUAGAGAGACUGCGAUUCGCACAGAUAACGAUAAUUCUGGGGUCGGACCUGGAGCACCUGUGCACGGGGCUCUGCAUUGUCUCAAGAGUCUUAUGACCAAUAAAUACGCAACUGAUGCAAGAAGUGAACAACAGUGGAAAACUUUGCUUCAGAGUGCUCUUGCUAAAAUAGUCGAUCUAGCAAAAACAGGUUGUGAUGAAACGAAAAUGGAUGAAGUUGCGAUGAUGUUAGGGAUUGCAGUGUUUGUCCUCCACGCAUCCCCUGAGGUUGUGAGUGCACCGAACUUACAGUACCCUUGCAUCAAUCAUUUUCGGCAGUGUCUUCAAUCAGAAAAUACUCUGGUUAAAUUAAAGUGCAUACAAACAUUGAGAACAAUCUUCAUGCACUAUGAACGCAGUGUCAGUACUCCCUACAUCCACGCUCUCGCACCAAGGUUGGUGGAAUAUCUGUACAGUGAAUCGAGCAAACAAGUAUCAAACGAAACUCAGCUAACUCUUACAUUAGAAAGCAUAGCAACGAUUGAAGCACUCAUAUCAUUAGCUGAACCUGCUAAUCGAGAUCUUAUGCAAGGUAUUCAAAUGCUUACUCUGCUGGUGCCUAUUCUGAUAAAUUAUCUACUGGAAGGUGAUGCCUUGCGCCAUGGAUCCAAAUUCCAAAUCACUCUCCAUCAACAGAGCUUUCAAUGGCUGAAUAAAAUAGGACCAAAGUACCCUCAGGAAUUUAAGACGUUGAUGGCACAAUCUACAGAGUUGAAAACAAAGCUCGAAAACGCGGUGAAAUCCAGCCACCAGCAGCAGGUUCAAAAGCAAUCAAGAUUAUCGGAGCCAGUGAAACAAGCAAUUAAACUCAACACUGCCCCUUCAAUUAAAUUAAAAACAGAUUUUUCUAACUUCAACUAAAUAGUUGUAGAAACAGAACUAAGUAUAUCAUUCUUAGUAGAACACUAUACCAUAACAUUUAUGUUGCUUUGUUAACAAAUUGUGUAUAAUACUUUUUCUCAUCAAAUUGCUUACGGUCUAACAUUCCAUCAGACUUCAGAUAACAAUAAGUAAGUAUCAGACAAUUAAUUUUUAAUAUUUGUAAUCUGAUAAACCAUGCAUAAUUAUCUGUCUGAAAUUUUACGUUCGCUGCGACAUGGAUGACCGAUGAUUCGCACCCCGUACAUACAGUAAAAAACUCGUAGCAUCGAACAUUUUAGAAGUGAUAUUCAGUUUUUUCGUUUAGUUGCAUAUUUAUCAACAAUUGAUCCUCGCGGCGUACUGCUUGUAUACUAAUUUAACAGUUAUUAAUUUACUGAAGAAUUUUCGAGCGUAAAAUAUGAUUCAUUAGACCGCAAAUUAUUUGAUGAAACGAUUGAAAACAAAGGGAAUGCUCAGUGACCACAAUAAAGAGUUAUUUUUAUAUUAUGUCAUUUUAGGUCAAGAUUGGAAGAACGAUAUGAAAUAGUCAUGUAAUAUUUCUUAAUUAUAACGUAUAUUUUGACGUAUGCUUUAAGUCGAUCAGAUACAGAUACAUACACGGAUAAUAUUUUUGAAUUAUCGUCUUUGUUGCGUCAUUUCCUUUAAUCUAACGCAUCAAACGCUAUUCACGGAAGUAUGAUCGAAAUUAGGUCUAAUCGUCGAAAAACAGUUGUCGACAAUCCAAAAACAGCAUUUAAUUUGUAAUAAACAAUCAGAAUUAACAUCAUUCGCGAAGUCUUAUGAAAGUUCUGUUGGCAUACCAUUAGAAUAAUGUUUAUCAAUGAUAUUGAUUUACGGGAAAUUAUUUGUUAGUUCAGACGUUCAUCCACUCCCCAUUUAUCUGUAGAAAUAUUUAUGAACAGAUUUGCCAAGAAAAAAAGAAUAAGAACAAAACGAAUGGUCCACAUAGUGGCGUAUAAAUUGUAGUCCUUCAUACUUCGCAUAAACUUGUAUACCGAACAUAAUACACACACACAGCAACAACCGUCAUACACAUCUAGCGAGUGAAUAAAGUAGCUGUGAUUAUAUAUAUUAUAUAAAUUCGUAUAGAAGUCCAAGUGAUGAUAGUAUUACUACGUGUAACGGCGUGAAAUCUCGUCAAAGUGAAUCAUGUUGUAAUUUUACUAAAAUGUAUAGGAAUUCAAGAAAAACAAAAACAAAUAUAUAUUAAAUCUAUAA
Messenger RNA from Neodiprion virginianus, 8065 nucleotides. Its product is annotated as HEAT repeat-containing protein 5B. Gene Ontology annotation, cellular component: membrane; Golgi apparatus; endocytic vesicle. Gene Ontology annotation, biological process: intracellular protein localization; endocytosis; retrograde transport, endosome to Golgi. The record is from RefSeq and is a predicted model, not a curated record. The transcript has 36 exons. Bases 560 to 6826 code for a protein of 2088 amino acids. NCBI's taxonomy places the organism in Eukaryota, Metazoa, Arthropoda, Insecta, Hymenoptera, Diprionidae.